Carya illinoinensis is the source of this 2425-nucleotide messenger RNA. Its product is annotated as protein ROOT INITIATION DEFECTIVE 3-like. Lineage: Eukaryota; Viridiplantae; Streptophyta; Magnoliopsida; Fagales; Juglandaceae. The transcript is spliced from 9 exons. The coding region runs from base 114 to 1529 and encodes 471 amino acids. Gene Ontology annotation, molecular function: protein binding. Gene Ontology annotation, cellular component: nuclear pre-replicative complex. Gene Ontology annotation, biological process: rRNA processing; DNA-templated DNA replication. The record is from RefSeq and is a predicted model, not a curated record.
UGCGUGCCGUGCGUCAUUCAGCCCAUGCACUUCCUCAAAGCAAGUCCUUCGCAUGCAAAAAAAGCUUCAGAAUUUCUAUAUAUCGCUGUUUACACAGAGUUUCACACGCAAAGAUGGACAAGGGUAGGGAGGCUUUGGUGGUUUGCAGUGAUAAGAGCAUGGGAAUUGGCAUAACAAUUUGGGAUAUGGAGACGGGGGAUCAUCUCCUACACAUACCCACCAGUGCUUCCCCUGCUCACGGGUUACUGUGCUUGAGACAGCAGUUCCUUGUAGCUUCUCAGAUUCACAGACAUGGAUCUAUUGGCGGUGGAGCCAUCUUUCUCUGGGCAUUGAAUAAGCCUCAACCACCCCUUCGGAGUUACCCCGUGGAGGCCAUUGGGCCACUUUCUUGCACAAAUGACGGCAUAUAUCUAGCGGGCGGGGCACUUUCUGGAAAUGCUUAUCUUUGGGAGAUUGCUAGUGGAAGAUUGUUCAAGACUUGGCAUGCUCAUCACAAAUCAGUGAAUUGCUUGCUAUUUUCCAAUGAUGAUUCACUUCUUAUUUCUGGGUCAGAGGAUGGUAUGAUCUGUGUUUGGUCAGUAAUUAGUUUGAUAGACAUGGAAGAUUCCAGAAGCUGGCCUCCUCUGUUACAUUAUUCAUCAGAGCAUGUAUCCUCUAUCACCAGUCUGCUGACAGCAUCAGGCACCUCAAAUUCACUUUUAGUAUCAAGCUCCCUUGAUGGUACAUGCAAGGUUUGGGACUUUGUCACCGGAAGGCUUAUUCAAACUCAAGUUUAUCCUCUAGGAGUAACUGCAAGUGUGCUUCACCCAGAAGAGGAGAUUUUGUUCUGUGGGUGUGUAGACGGAAGAAUUUUUGUCAACAAGCUUGAUAUUGGACUAUUGGAGGACUCUCUCUUUGUUGCAGAAGACCAAGCAGUUGUGUUAAAAGGACACAAUGGAGCCAUAACUGCAUUGACCAUCAGUGGAUUGGGUCUGAUAUCCGCAUCUACAGACUGCACCAUCUGCAUAUGGGAUGUAGUCAACAGGAUGAUCGUUCGGAGAUUCAACCAUAAAAAAGCAGGGGCAGCAACUAAUAUGAUGGUGAUUCCGCAAUCCUCACUGCUUUCUGCAUCAAACCAUUCGGGAGUUUUGAACCAGUUUCAUGUUUCUUUGCUUGACAAGUAUCCUCAGCCAGCCAACUCAUCCAAGGGAACAGCCACUCUCCUUUCCCUGCGUCAUUCCUUUAAAGGAACGCAAACUUCCUUCGAUUCGCGAAGCACUCAUUCAUCAAACCAGCAUAUGUUUGAUUUGGAGAAAGAACAAACACUGGCAGCCAUGCAAAUGAAGGUGGAAACAUGCACAGAGAAUCGGAUGUGGGCCACAAGAACGACAAAGCACGUCAUGGAGAUGAAUAAGCAUUUGCAGUCACGUUUGCUUGACUUGAUGCAGUGCAGAAUAUUAUGGCAAACUGAAAUUGACUCGUCCACAUCCAAAAAAAGAAAGAAGCUGAAGAUUGGAAGUAUACUACAAGGGGCAGAGGAACCACAAUAGUCCUAUAAUCCUGUUGACAGAAGUCAUUUCGAAACAAGCAAACAGCUGGGGGGAACAGGCCUUGAAAGUGAAGAUGGAGGGAUUAAGGCUGCAUGAUGGUCAGAGAUAGAAACAGAAAGGGCAGGAUUGUUAAAGCUUGGCAAUGUGCAGGACAUCAAACAUCUUGUGAAGCCUGAUGAAAUAAUAAGGACUCAAGUAAAAUUGAGUCCUGAGACCUUGGAAAAUCAAGAUCCUUGCUUGAGUAAAUAAAAUCUUCCAUGAGUAUGGUUUAGACCGGAAUUCAGCCUAGAAAAAUAUGGUUGCAUUGCUCAUAGGAUGAGAGAUUAAUGCAGAAAAAUUGUUCUUCAAUACGUAAGAUGAUAACUCGGGGAAUCCAAAUCCACUGUCUCUUGCUUCUGAUAUCUUGAGUUCAACAGCCUGCGGAAGAAAGAUGCUUGCUCAGGUUCAUAUCAGCAAAUAAAUUUAAAAAAAAAAAAAAUAACAAGUUGCUAAUGAUUCCUACCAAUGCUCAAGUUCGGCUCAACUGCAUGCGAUCUUAUUGGAGCUAUCUCAGUGAACUAAGGUGGGAAAAGAGUCCCGUACUUAACUGUUUUGGUGCAUGAACACCAGUCAAACAAAUGGAGAGCAGCACAGCAAGAAGUUGUCGUGUCCUACACACGGUUCAUAAUUUUAGCUAGUUUGCUCCACAAACGGGAAGAGGUACAGACGGAAGCAUGCAGUUUUCAUAAAUCAACAUAGAAGACAAAACUUUAGUAGAAUGGUUUUUGUUGGAUAUAAAAUGGAUUAGGGUCCAGUUCAUUGGAAGCUCAUUGCCUGAGAGGUUAUUGGGAGAUCAUAAGAGACUGUAAAAUAACCAAACAUAAUAAAAAGAUGUACUUACAUAUUUUACCCUCAAA